AGACCCACUUUCCACAUCCAAUAACCCAUGACAAGGUUUUUGUCAUGAUGGAUGCCUGCCACAUGUUGAAGCUGACACGCAAUAUGUUGCAGGCAUACAGCCCCAUAAGAAGUGUAACUGGCAGAAUCAGUUGGAAUUACAUAGUCCAGCUGAACAAUGUCCAAAAGAAAAAUGAACUACAUGCUGCCAACCGAGUCACUGAUAAGCAUGUGAACUUUGCUAAUCAGAAGAUGAAGGUCUCCCUGGCUGCUCAGACCCUCAGUAACUCUGUGGCUGUGGCACUUCGCUCUUUGCAGGACAUGGGAUAUGCAGAGUUCAAAGAUUCUGAGGCUACUUCAGAGUUUAUCAAGUUCAGAUGCUCUGUCCUCCUGUCUGCAUCAAGUUCAUAGGAUGCUCUGUCCUGUAAGAUGUUCUGUCCUUUCUGCAUCGAGUUCAUGAGAUGCUCUUUUCAGUCUGCAUCAAGUUCAUAAAGUGAUGCCCAUGUCAAAAUGGUUCCUCUCAGUCCUGGGCUUUGUCAUCAACAUCGACACAUUGAUGUCGAUGGUCCCUGUGCUGCUUGAAGGCCAGCGAUAUGUCCUGACCUACAGAUUCAGCCAGGACCACUUAGAGCUUCUCUUUAACUCUAUUAGAGCAUCCGGCGGCUGGAAUAACAACCCCACUGCCAGCCAGUUUAAGUACAUAUUCAGGAAGCUGAUGGCCCGGUGUGGAGUUGUGAGUCGCAGAGGCAAUGUUACAGCACAAGAUGAAACCGAGUCCCUAACAGCGACCACUGACACCUCUAGAAGCCUGUCAGCUGUGGAUGUUUCCUCUGCAGCAGGAGGAGAAGACCUUCCAUCUCCAUUUGCAGACAUUCCGGCCCUACUCCAUGACCACAGCUAUCUUCCCGUCCGCUUCAAUGGUCUUGUGGACAACGCUCUUGUGUACAUUUCAGGAUUUGUUGUGCGACGGGCUCUGAAGAAGCUGGCCUGUGAUGUCUGCCGUGCCAGCCUGGUGACAGAUCCUGCAUCUGCCAUCAAGGACCAGAGCUACCACCUACUCUCUCUAAAAAACAAUGGAGGCCUGGUGAUUCCAUCACAGGGAACAGUAAAGGUCGUCAGGGCAGCAGAAUGUGUCAUUCGCCAGGCCUCAGCUGGUUGCAGACAAUCAAGGCCCAUCAAACUGCUGGAGGUCAUUUACAUUGUACGGAAGAGGAUUGGGUCAGAGGAUGUGUUUGAGCUUGGGGAGCACAUCAAUGAUACACAGUAUGGCAUAGACAGCCACCACCAUGCACUGCUGACAUUAGUUGUGUCCCUGUUUUUUAAGUUGAGGCUACACCACGUCGCUAGGAUGACGACAAUAACCCUACAGAGCAACAGUAUGAGACAGAAGCUCAACAAAACGGUGCUUUUCAAAGGGCAUUAGCGCAAUGUGGAUGUUGGGUCUUCGGACACC
Melanotaenia boesemani (Boeseman's rainbowfish) is the source of this 1431-nucleotide messenger RNA. RefSeq lists its product as uncharacterized. NCBI's taxonomy places the organism in Eukaryota, Metazoa, Chordata, Actinopteri, Atheriniformes, Melanotaeniidae. The coding region runs from base 475 to 1401 and encodes 308 amino acids. The transcript has 8 exons. The record is from RefSeq and is a predicted model, not a curated record.